CAACUAAUUACAUUUCAACUCACAAACAUAGAAAAAAAAAACCAUGGAAUAUGCAGAAAUUCGUCGUUCAUGUGACAAUGCAGAAGAAGAUUAUAUAGAUAUGGAAUUAAGUUCACAUUCCAAUAUAUUAUCACAUUUCAAAAACUCCCCAUCUCAAGCUAGAGAAUUUGAGUUCCAAAUGUUACCAAAUUCAAUAGAUAAAGACACAACAACUUCACCAGCUGAUGAACUAUUCCACAAUGGCAAACUUCUACCUCUUCAUCUCCCUUUUGGUACACAACAAAUGGUUGAAAAACUUCUUCAAAAUCCCAAUAAAUCAGUUAAUAAAACUAGAAAUAUUGAUAUUUUUCAAGAGUCUUCUUUUAGUACACCUUUAUUCACAACUACUACAAAUACUCCUACAAAUAAUACACCAUUUGAAUCUUGCAAUAUUUCUCCCUCUGAUUCCUGUCAAGUUAGUCGGGAACUCAAUCCGGACGAAUACAUGUUCGAUUACUCAACAGAAGAUCAUGCCAAUAGCUUUAAUCCAGCUGAUGAGAAUUCGAAAAAGUCUUGGACGCGAAAACUCAAGCUGAUUAAAAAUUCUUCGUUUGGUUCGAAACUUAAAUCCUCCCGCGCUUAUGUCAAGUCUUUCUUUUCUAAAUCUAGUUGUUCAAAUGAGUAUUCAGCAAACGUUGACAAAGGAUCUGUACCAAUAAUGGCUAAAGAAGAGCCAUUUGGACAAAUUCAAAAAGGUGCAUAUUCAAAAGGGAUGAACAAAGAAAAUGUUGUUGAGCAAGAUCACAGAGGUCGACAUAGAAGAUCAUUUUCAGGAGCUAUUAAAAGAUUUUCAACAGCUAAAUCUUCUUCUUCUUCUACUUCUUCAUUUACGUCGUCUUCUGGUUCCUCAUCAGCUUCAAGCUCAAACAAUUCAAAUGAAUUUCAAGAUAUGCAUUUCUUUAAGAGAAGCAGUAGUGCAUAUUCAGAAAUAGAGAACUCAAUUCAAGCAGCAAUUGCUCAUUGCAAAAAUUCUCACCAACAGUUUGAUUCAAGAAAGACAAUAAGUGAUAUUGGAGUUUGUUCAUUGUCAGCUUCUAAGGUAAUUAUUGAAGAACAAGAAAGACCUGGACUCUGUAGGGGAUAAAGUUUUCCUCUUUUUUUUUGUGUGGUCAUUUCCUCAUUUACUGGAAAGCUAUGUUCUCGAAAAUGUUGCCGCACCCGUGUCGGAUCCUUCAAAAAUGCACUACUUUUGGAGGAUCCGACACGUAUCCGGCCUCAUUUCGGAGAGUCUGAACAACAUUGCUGGAAAGUUUGGUGGCAGUAGGAGACAAUGAACAAAGUUAUCUUAUUACAUGUAUUUCUUUCUUUCACAAAUUUUGUGUAAUAAGAAUCCAUAUAGUUUAGCAAUUCUCAACUUGUGGCAUAAAUGGCUAGUAUUUCAAAAGCACAACUCAU
Molecule: messenger RNA, 1434 nt
Organism: Nicotiana attenuata
Lineage: Eukaryota; Viridiplantae; Streptophyta; Magnoliopsida; Solanales; Solanaceae
Product: probable membrane-associated kinase regulator 4
Exons: 1
Coding region: 44-1123 (359 amino acids)
Cellular component (GO): plasma membrane
Molecular function (GO): kinase inhibitor activity
Source: RefSeq, a predicted model, not a curated record